Messenger RNA from Arabidopsis thaliana (thale cress), 4081 nucleotides. RefSeq names its product Transcription elongation factor (TFIIS) family protein. The coding region runs from base 798 to 3800 and encodes 1000 amino acids. The transcript is spliced from 2 exons. Gene Ontology annotation, cellular component: nucleus. NCBI's taxonomy places the organism in Eukaryota, Viridiplantae, Streptophyta, Magnoliopsida, Brassicales, Brassicaceae. The record is from RefSeq and is marked reviewed.
AAUAUUCACCAAUCGCUUCAUAAGAUUUUUAGUUAUUAAAUAUUUAUUGCCAAAAAGAAUAAACGAAGAAAAAGCCUUUUCUUCUCUCUCGUUUUCGCGACAACCUUUUCCUCGAAGAAGAAGAAGAACGAGGUUUUCUCUCAGAGCUGCCAACCAUCGUUGCCCGGAGAUUUAAAAAACCUGUGAUAAAUCGUAACUGAGUGAGAGAUAUAUACACAUAUAUAUACACAGAGGGACAAGGAAAGAGAUUGGGAUAUGCGAGUGCGCAUCGGUUCUGUCGGAACGGCUAACUCGCUUGACCUAGGGUUUCGUCUUCCUUGUGCUUCGUGGUGAGUUCUAUAUUCCUCUCUCUCUUUUUACAAUGAUGAAUAGCUCUGAAAUUCGCCUAGGGUUUAUUAGUGGUAUUCAUUUGGUCAUCUGUCUUCAAUUUUUUAAUCACUUUUUGAAUUGAUCUUUGGAAUCUUAUUCAUUGAAUUGGCUUAAUCUCAUAUUAUUUGUCGUAUAGUUCUCCACAUGUGUUGAAUUUUGCUAGUUUUUUCUUCUUCUCAAUUUUAGGGUUUUGAUCCUGGACCUGGGAUUUGGUUGGCAUGAUUUUUAAAUAGAUGUACUCUAUAGUUUCUGAGAUUGGGAGAUUUUACAAUUUUUGUUGUCCUUUGUCUGUACCAUCAAUUUGAAAGUCGCUGUAUUCCUGUUAAUAUCAGUCACGGUCACUAGAAGGAGUUUUUCGAAUGGGAGAAAGAACCUUUUUGCUUUCUAACCGUGUUCUAUAUUUUUGGAGUUGUCAUAAGUAAAGCAGUAUGACGCUUGAAGAUUUCUUUACCCUAACAGAAAUAAAAGAUGGACUCACGGUCACUUCUCGUGUUGAAGAGCUUGUGUCUGUUAUGCAGAGUAAUAAGGAUUCAGUUUUGAAGAAUAGUGGUGAUGCUUUUAGACAAUGGACUGCUGUUGCAAGCACAAUUGCGGCUACAAAGAACAGAGAUUGUCUUGAUGUUUUUGUAAAUUUAGAUGGACUUGUUUACUUAAGUAGCUGGCUAGCUGAAGCUCAGAUGUUGGAUAACGAUUCAGUUGACAGAUCUGUAGAGGAGUCAAUUCUUGCUUUGUUAGAAGCUGUUGAAAAUCUAGGUGUAGACAGUUCCAAGUUAGUUUCUUCUGGGUUAUGGGUUGCUGUCAAGAAACUUGUGGACCAUGGUAGUUCUCGAGUUCAGGAUCAGGCGAGAAAGCUCUUUGGUAGCUGGAAGGAUAAGGAUGAUUAUGACCACUCUGAACAUGACAGUGAAAGCUGUAACAAAAUUCAUGAAGAUGAGAUGAGAGUUGUAGCAGCAAGCAUCGAGAGCAGUGGGCAAAAAUCUGCUGUUACACUUUGUUCGAUGCAAAGUACUAGUGAAAAACAUUGUCCUGAAAUAGCAGAUGAAGCCUUGCUAUCAGGAUGCUCAGAAGGAAACAUCCCAGAUCAAGAUAAGGGUUUGGGACUGCAGAACGACAAGGCUGGGUUUGUCUCGAACGUGAAUUCCCACUGCUCUAAUUCGAUGACUGAAACUUUCAAUGGUUCUUGUACCGAUGAUAUCAUGAAAGAGGUUCAAGAAAAACUUUCUGUGAAGGAAAAAAGCUCUAUGGGGGAGACAAGUGGCCCAACGACUUUUGGUACUAUGCCUACUGGGUCUAGUAGCCUACUUUAUUUAGAGCGUGAUAGUGCUGAAGGCCCAUCAAAUGCUCCACUGGAUGCUGAGAUACCCAAGGAAAAGCAGAUGGCAAACUAUUUUCUUGAAAAAUUGGGUGAAGCAGGGACAUCUAGUGCAGCAGGACACGUAGCUGUGUCUUCUGAUUCUAUUGUUGCCAGCAUGGAGUUGGAGAAAAAUAGUCUUUUGCAGAGUAGUCUUGAUUCAAAUGAGGUGAGCAAGAAUGUGUCUGGGACGAUAUGUGGGUCGCACGAUGUGAGCGUAGCCCAUAAUAGCAAACAGGUGUCUUCAUUGACUCAUAUGACGGACAAUCAAGAUUCUGACAAUUCAUCAAGAUUAUCAGGUGGCCUUGGUAGAAGUAGAAAAUUUGAGAGUGACAAUUUAACUGGUCUUGCUGACAAUGAAGGAAAAGAUGAUAUGGGUCAUUCUGACAAAAAGAGGAGAGUAAAACGGAGAAAAAAACGCAUCUCUUCUAGAUCAAUGACCAUAUCCCAGCGCCUUGGAGCAAUUGACAAAACAACUACUGAUAUUGAUCUUGGUAUUUUGGAUGCCUUGGAGGUCGCUACCAAAGUCGCACAGGAAGUCGCAAGAGAAGUGGACUCUGGAGAACCUUCUCAUAGUUCUUCAGAAGAACUAUCCGAUGAAAGCGGGCAGUCUGGUUCGCAAUACUCCCGCGAUGAUGAUGUACAUACAGGUUCUCCAUCUAAGGGAUUAUCAGUGACUGAAAACCAUUCCUUUGAGGAACCUCAUGUUGGAGAUGAUGAUCUAAUGGAUGAGAAAGAUGACAAACCUGAAAGUGGUGAUGUUGAAGAAAGACACCUAGCAACAGCUGCUAAAUCUGAAGUAGGCAGAGAGAAAAGCCCAUGUGGCUUUGAUCUUAAUCAAGAUAUAUGUCCUGAUGAAACAGAUGUCAUUAUGUCCUCCACAUCUACAACCCCUGCUCCUAUGUCUGUUUCAUUUUCUGUCUCAUCUUCUGCAAUGCCUGCAGCAGCACCGUGGCAUUUGGAAAGAUCUCUUAGCGGGAAAGGAUCAGCUGCUACGAGUGUAUUUCACUCAGCAUUACCUCAUAAAGUUCCUAGUGGGGAUUUAAGAGAAAAGCAGGUGAUUUCUCGUGGUAUCGAUCUGAACGUGGCUGAGGUAGGAGAUGAUCAAGUUGAAGAUCUUACUCCUUGGAAACAGUUUCCUUUCUCCUCAUCAAACUCUAGGGGUGGAGAGUCUUCACAUGAAGCCAGUCUGCGAGGAUCAAGCAAGUUCAACUUGGAUUUGAAUUGUAUGAACGAGGACGAUGAGAUGCCUCCACCUUCUGAGUCGAAGAUGGAAACAAGAUUGUUUUUAAGUCACAAUGGUCAGCAAAGCGCAUCACCUGUCUCCUCAUCGUCAGUUGCUCAACAAUCAGGCAAGGAAGUAAACUUUGAUUUGAAUGACAGGCCACAGUUUUUCAUUGAUUCACGUGAUCAGGGUCCCUACUAUGGGCGGCACCCAUGGAGUACAGCCUCCUAUGGGGGGCACAAAUUGGAAGAACCAGGUAUAUCUAUCUUGGGUACAAAAGUGGAAGCUGACAGAAAAGACUCUGUACCUCAGAUGGCUUCGUUCUUGUCCAAUGGCAAGUCCCUCGAGCCUGCAACAGGUUUACACAUGGGAAGAACGGGAAACUCUUUGGGUCUAGCCCCUGGUGUCUCCUUUUCUCCAGCCCCUAUGUAUGGCUACAACGGAUUGACUGGUCCUCCUGGUUUGUCAAUGUCAUCACCCAUGUAUGUUCCUGGAACUGCUAUUCCAUACAUGGUGGAUUCAAGAGGUACCCCAGUGAUGAUGCCGCAAAUAAUCGGAUCAGCGCCGUAUGUGCAGCCACCAUUCCCUCAACAACACAUGUUCAUGAGCUUGGCGGGUGGAUCGCCUAGUACGAAUGGAUCAAUGCGGCCAAACUUUGAUCAGAACUCUGGGUUUGGACUUGAGAUAGGAAACAGAGAGUCGCUAAAUUUGAGGCAGUUUCUAUCACCUUCACAAAGCGGGGCUAUGGGAGAGCAUUCAGGAGCAAAUGUAGAGCCCUCAUCGAGUUCUUCUAUCAGCAUUGGUGGAAAGCGAAAAGAGCCGGAGCCACGUUGGGAGUUUCCUCCAUGGAGGUGAGUGAUCUACAAAGUGGUGGAGAUGGGUUCUUGAAUAGGUUGAUGAAUUGAUUGAUUGGUCAAAGGAUGAUGACAAGUGUUUUGAGGUAACUUAUAAAGUGUCUUGCUGAACUUUUCCUUCUUUUUUUUUUAUUUCCUCAGUUUUCCCAUUUUUCAGGUUUUUUAUUUUAUUUCAUAACAUAUAGGAGGAUUAGUUCAAACAUUGGUAUAUGUCAAGCUUCUUUUUAACCUUGUUGGGUUUUUCUCCAUAAAUAAAUAUAUAGUUUUAAGAUACAGAAAAGG